This is a messenger RNA of Hypomesus transpacificus, 1507 nucleotides long. Its product is annotated as N-acyl-aromatic-L-amino acid amidohydrolase (carboxylate-forming) B-like. The record is from RefSeq and is a predicted model, not a curated record. Gene Ontology annotation, molecular function: aminoacylase activity; hydrolase activity, acting on ester bonds. The coding region runs from base 446 to 1393 and encodes 315 amino acids. Lineage: Eukaryota; Metazoa; Chordata; Actinopteri; Osmeriformes; Osmeridae. The transcript is spliced from 7 exons.
GGAAACAGUGCAAGAGAGGGUGGAGUUGGCGACACUAUCAUUUCAGCCCGGCUACUCAUCUGUAUACGUGUGGGUUCAGCAGGACGGCUACAGUGAAGAGGAGGUGCACACGGACCGUGGUUUUGCAGAACCGCGUAUAGGACAGGACUUGUGAGAGGAAAAUAGGGAGUGUGUGAGAGAAUAGUGCUGAAUCAGUGAAAGCGCAUUAAAACCAGGGAGAGGGGGAGAGAGAAGAAAUUGGAUACCAGGGGGACUGUGAGGGGAGACUUUGUGAGGAAUUUUCUGAAUUCCAGUGUUUUGAGGCUGAAUCUAAACACCGGUUCACCUUAACCAGCUGUUUUGAACCUUUUUAUGUACCCAAUUUCCAAGUUUGGCCAUCGAGACAUCCAUUUUAAUAUCCACAGUUUUCAGGUGAAGUCACUCUGCCACACUGCUGCAGUCCACGAUGGAGGCGAAGGUGGUGUAUUUGCCGAAACUUUCCCGCGUCGCCGUGUGCGGUGGUACCCACGGCAACGAGCUGUCAGGGGUGUACCUGGUGAGAGAGAGACUGAAAACGAGGAAGAAGGUGGAGGAGGACGAGCUGGUGUCCGUCAUGACGGUGAUGUCCAAUCCUCGCGCCGUCCAGCAGGGCCGGAGGUACACGGAGACCGACCUGAACCGCUGCUUCACGCACGCCACCCUCAGUUCCUCAACAUCUGACAAAACUCCUUAUGAAAUAGUGCGGUCCCGAGAGCUGAACUCUCAGCUGGGUCCUAAAGGGAGUCCCAAGGCAGUGGAUCUGAUAUGCGACCUCCACAACACCACUGCCAACAUGGGCUUGUGCCUCAUCUCCUACUCAGACUGUGACUGGAUCUGUUUGCACAUCUUCAGAUACCUGCAGAGUUCGAUGCCUGACACACCUGUGAGGUACAUUCACUUUGACCUCCCGAUCGGUGAGGCAUAUUCCCUUGACUCCGUAGGCAAACAUGGCUUUGCAAUUGAGAUUGGGCCUCAGCCGCACGGUGUUGUAAGGUCCAACAUCUACACCAUGAUGCAACAAGGGGUCCAGCACAUGCUAGACUGGGUCCACCUCUUUAACUCAGGAACGCAAUUUGAGGGAGGAGCGGUGGAUUUGUACACCAUGGUGAAGAACGUUGACUACCCCAGAGACCGAGAGACCCACAACAUCAUCGCAGCGGUUCAUCCCCAACUCCAGGAUCGUGACUUCUGCCUCCUCCACCCCAACGAGCCCCUGUUUCAGACCUUCUCAGGAGAGACCAUGACGUACAAGGGGCCUGAGCCUUUCUAUCCGUUCUUCAUCAACGAGUGUGCUUAUUAUGAGAAGGGCAUUGCACUAUCCCUGGCACGGAGAAGGAAUGUGGAAAUACCCUCCAUUCAGUUAGAGAGAAAAUGAGAACAGGUAAAGAAGGGAUGAUGACGUACUGCAGAAAAGAUGGGGUCUUUUUUCCGUUAGACUUGACAGGAAAACAAUCUGAGCCAUAUUAAUAAGGUUCUGGCAUUAGACAUU